CACGCGGAGCCGCCUCCACUUAUGCCCCGCUGUCGCUGCUCCGCGGCUCACUGCCGCGCAUGACACCGGCUGGGGCGGACUCGCCUCGUGCCAGGCUCAGCAUGACUCUCCCGGUGAAAGCGCUGAGGGACGGGCUGCUGGAGAAGCGCAGCAGCGGUCUCCUCCAGCUGUGGAAGAAGAAGCGCUGCCUGCUGACGGAGGACGGACUGCGGCUUCACAGCUGCCGGGGAGCCGCCGCGAACGCCUUCAGCUCCAGAGCCAAGGAGCUCCGUUUCGAGCGCAUGGUGACCGUGGAUUGCGUGGAGUACAAGCGCGGGAUGGUCUACUUCACCGUGGUCAUGGCCACGGGGAAAGAGAUCGACUUCCGCUGCCCGCAGGACGGAGUGGCGUGGAACGCGGAGAUCGCUCUGCAACUGGUCCGCUUCAAGAACCUGCAGGCGGUCCGGACCAGCCGGAACCGAUACCUCUCGGCUGCUCACCUGGGCAGCACCGGCGAGGAAGAGGAGGAGGGUUGAUGGCUUGUUUUUAACUUCCUGGAGGAGAACCAAUGGGAAGGCCAGAGGUCACCUGACUGUUUCUGUGGGACACAGCAUGAAGGGAUGUCACGGACUAAGAACAAACGCUGCAGUUUCUUCUUGUUCCGACUUGAAACGUUUCACUGUGUCGGAGAGCCUGAACUGUGGUGUGGAGUGUGGCUUUGCUGUUUUAGCACCGGUCGCCUCAGUGUCCAGUCGAAGCCGAGGUUUGGAACCUCUGUUCUGAGACACGUUGUCGACUCUCACUUUCCCAGCUGUCGUGCUUCCUUUGAAUCACCAUGUGUCCAUCUGGAUUGAGACCAUCUGUGGCCGUGCCAAAGCCUUAUUCUAGACUUUAGGAAAUGAUCUUUGCGCUGCUUCAUGACAUUGUUUUGCCUGAAAAUCUGGUUCAUUGCUGGUGAUUCCUGAUAAGCAAAUGUGGCGAGCGUAGCCAGGACUUCAGGCCGGUCCCAGGCGCCACACGUCACACACACUCAGGCCAUCGCAUCAUCCAGCCUCUCUCAUCUUCUGGGUCUUGUUGGCUCUGUUUGGAUCCUCACAGCAGUAACUGUGUACCCCGAUCGUGUGCGCCAACCCUCCACUGUGUGUGCCAGGCCACACACAUCACCAUCCUCAGAUGUGUGUCAGAUUCCUCAAAUGUAAAUUUGAAUUUUCACAUUUAAAUCCCUCAACAAUCCAGUGCAGUGCACACAUGGAUGUCGCACAACAUUUACAGCAUCAUGUCCCUUUGAAACUUGAGUGUCUUAAACGGUGUUGUUAUUGACUGAACACGUUUGUUUGUCAUAUGAAGAAUAUCUAUUUUAUCCUGCCUUUAUAUAUAUAUAUCCUCUAUAUUUGACAGAAAAGUUGCUUUUAUUUGAAUAAAUAAACCACCACCGUAACCGGCCGCACUCUUCUGUUUUCAACUCUCCACCACACACGGUACAGAGAAGGCACAAAGGCAGCAGGACGCUCUCCCACACAGGAGAUGAGAGGCUGCUGCAGGAUUACACAAACAGCCGCCCACGCACGCUCACCUGCAGACACACAAGGACACACCCUGGUGAAACCUGAUGAGUUCCCCGUCUCUUGUCAGGGAACAUUCAAGCGUGUUUUGUGAGUGGAGAAUAUAGCCGCCGGUUUAAAGGCUCGCAGAUAAAGGCUCGAUUGUGUGUCGGCAUCUUGAAUUACGGUGGAAAACCCCGAUUCAUGAGAGAGAGUGGGGCACACAGCUCGGUUGAAAAUACUCCCAACCUGUGGUGGAGCCCUUCAGUAAGGCACUACACGUCAAUGCGCACCUGUCUUGAUACAUGGAUCCAGACCGCUCCCUGCACCAGGACAGUGGUCUGCCAAGCCUUAUAUAUCGACUGUAUGAAAGCAAAGCCAAGUGUCCUUCCGCGUCUGACUGGUUUGUUGUGGUGAAGUCCGCCACUGUGAUCUGACCCUCCAGACUCACUGGACUCGCUGUAACUGAGACAGACAGCAGCAGGUGAAGCUCUUUCCUCAACACUCAAGGAUGAAGGAUGCGAUCUCGCGACAUCAUGUGGUGUACUUGCGCAUUGCAGCCUCUACGUUU
Molecule: messenger RNA, 2091 nt
Organism: Synchiropus splendidus (mandarinfish)
Lineage: Eukaryota; Metazoa; Chordata; Actinopteri; Syngnathiformes; Callionymidae
Gene: phlda3
Product: pleckstrin homology-like domain, family A, member 3
Exons: 2
Coding region: 60-515 (151 amino acids)
Biological process (GO): positive regulation of apoptotic process
Molecular function (GO): phosphatidylinositol phosphate binding
Source: RefSeq, a predicted model, not a curated record